Molecule: messenger RNA, 970 nt
Organism: Homarus americanus (American lobster)
Lineage: Eukaryota; Metazoa; Arthropoda; Malacostraca; Decapoda; Nephropidae
Product: homeobox protein engrailed-1-like
Exons: 1
Coding region: 401-970 (189 amino acids)
Biological process (GO): neuron differentiation; regulation of transcription by RNA polymerase II
Cellular component (GO): nucleus
Molecular function (GO): RNA polymerase II cis-regulatory region sequence-specific DNA binding; DNA-binding transcription factor activity, RNA polymerase II-specific
Source: RefSeq, a predicted model, not a curated record
CGUUGAGGAUGUGUUAGUGGCGAUGAUAACAACUCCCCCGGGACGAUGGCACGGCGUGGUUAGCUCCGCUAGUGACACUAACCCCGGCACCUGGCACACACUCUUCCUCGCCUCCACCACCCACCUCAAUCAUGUAUUCCACCCGCAAGUGUUGCUAAUUGCAAGGUGCGACCCGACCCCGAUAUAAAUCGGAAGUGUGCGUUCCGACGGACGAUCGGCAUUUUAUACGAGGUGUAGUGUGGUGUGGACGACGGUGGACGCGGCCUCAUGGCUCCAGCACGCGGCCACUUGUAAACAUACACUCCUGGUUUAACCUGGAGUUGUUGUAACGAGACGGUCAUUACCGCCAGAGUGUAAUUAGCGGGUUUGUUACCUGAGUGAGUGCGGUCACGACGCCGACAUGUGCGACACCUCCGAAACGAUGGACACGCGGUCGGAGCCGUCGCAAGGGACCGACGGGGAAGGUGAGGACGACAUCUCGGUAGGCAGCCACUCGCCCCUCCCGCCGCCCCGCGACGACACCGACGAUGACUCCAUGAUCGACGUAGACGACAGCGCCAACGACGACCCCCGCGGCGAUAAGGUGGCGGCGAGCCCCAAGGUGGAGCCCCCAGACCCGGCCAUGAGCCCUGGCCCGCCCCGCACGCCCCCUGUGGCCCACCAAGCCAACAACGCCGCCCUCCACCGUUCCCUCAAGUUCUCUAUCGACAAUAUCCUCAAGCCGGACUUCGGUCGCCGGCUGGGGGAGACCCUAGAGACGAGUGACCAGCCCGUUGACCUCUCUAGGGUCACCAACCGCGACCCCAAGAAGGCGGGGGGCUUUCGGGACCCCGCCAGGAGCCCGGGGGACGUGGGGCAGGCGCCGAACAGUCUCCUACUGAAGGACAGGGAAGGGUCAGGAGGCACCCUCUGGCCGGCUUGGGUCUACUGCACGCGAUACUCCGACAGACCUUCUGCAGGUAUGUACUGA